GCCUUCUUCAACCACGAACCGUCUAGUAGGCCAUUUAGAAUGCUUUGCUAAUUUUAAAUCAACACUGCUUGAGCAUACUUGUGAGGCAAACAGUGCCUGGAUAUUCUGUUUUUUCAUCUGAAGUUUCCUAAGACGGCAAUACUAAUUUUUGGAGUCAAAUGGUCACGAGCCCGGUACGUGAAUUUCGGCCGGUAUGUAAAAUCCAGUGGCAUGGCCAUUUGUAAAUAAACUUUCUGACAAUGGCUUUUCCAUAAAGUUGAACUCAAAAUUAGGGACUUUUUGGAUUUUUAAUUUUUUAUAACCUCAGCCGCUCAGACGUCUUCUUCGUUCUUCCUCAAGUCUCCAUUUUUUCAUUGACCUCACCCUAGCGCCACCGCCACCCCACUCCUUUCUUCAUUUUAAUUUGCUUCUCCUUCUGCGGCAGCACCCGACUGUCUUCAGUGAACCCAAAGGUCCGGACUCCAGAACAACGGUUGAGCAAUAUACCAAUACAAAAUGUAUGUAGGCAUGGCAAGUGUGAUCAUGCCCUCAACCUUCAGAUCCUUCUCUGUCAACAGCAGCAGCAGAGAUCGUGUAAAUUUAAGCACUGAUAUUGGGCGGUGUCAUGGGAUAAGGGCAAUGCGCAUAGAGAAACCCCUUGAGGAACUGUACAAUGUGAGGGUGGAACGGAAAGUGAAACCGGAGCGAUUGGCAGAGCUUGGGGUUUCGAGAUGGUCGGUGUGGAAGACUGGCAAAUGCAAGUUGCCCUGGGACUGGCAGGUCGACCAAUUGGUUUACAUUGAGGAAGGGGAAGUGAGAGUGGUGCCUGAAGGCAGCAAGAAGUUCAUGCAAUUUGUUGCUGGAGACCUUGUUCGCUACCCGAAGUGGUUUGAGGCUGACCUCUGGUUCAAUGCUCCAUACCAAGAGCGUUACUGUUUCAGAGCAUAUGGUGAUGACUGAGAAUCCGUUAUGUUAAGAUACAUGUAGUAAUUAGAGUCCUUUCUUUAGUAGUUUUGUUGUUGUUUAUUUCCAGUACUUGCUUGAACUUAUUUAUAUUAGAAUCAGAUCGUUGGUUUUAAACCAAUUUACCA
Molecule: messenger RNA, 1070 nt
Organism: Carya illinoinensis
Lineage: Eukaryota; Viridiplantae; Streptophyta; Magnoliopsida; Fagales; Juglandaceae
Exons: 2
Coding region: 496-939 (147 amino acids)
Source: RefSeq, a predicted model, not a curated record